GGGGUGGGGGGAUCCGUAAGCUUGAGCAAAGAGAGUCUGACAAUAAGAAUUCAACAUUUAGAGAUUCUUCACGGGAACAUCCAUCUAUUCCAAAGUGAGCUUCCUGAGACGGGCAAUAUAACGAAAGAAGAGGCAGUGGCGGCAUAGGAGCAGGAGAAGGCUUCCAGCUAGAGGGCUGCGGCCCCUUUAAGGCCAAUCCCGGUCCUGGGCCUUUAAAUCUGUGUCAGUUUUCCCUGACGUCAGCGGGCGGGCCGGGCGCCCUGCUGUUUACCGCCUCGCGGCGCAGCACACGGUGCCGAGUUCCCCGCGCCGGAGCCUCCGCGUCCGCCCGCCUUAAAGGGCCCGCGCCCCUGAAAACUCGCCGCGCCCCGCGGCGUCCGGUCGCUACCGCCUAUCGCGCCCCUCACCCUCAGACUCUCCUCCCUUCGCAGCUGCCCCUCCCGCCGGCUUCCCCUCCUUCCCUCCUCCCCUUUCCCGGCGUUUCCAGGCUCCCGGCAACCAGCCGCCCUUCUCUCUCUCGGCCCCGGCCGGCGGCCUCGGGGGCUCCGGGCCGUGCUCAGCCCCUUGCGAGCUGGGGUCCCUUCCCGUGGCCCGUACCCGACACCGUUCCCUCCCCCUCCGCGCCACCCCCUCCCCUCCAGGGCCCCUGGGAGCGUCUCUGCGGCUCCGGGGAGGGGACGUUUCCUAAUCUCAGGCCGGGGUUAAAGUUCUGGUCCUGGUGAGAUGCUGGAAGCUGCGGCCAGAGCUGCAACCCGUCCCGGAGGUGUCCUGUCUCCUGUCGCCGCCGCCGCCGCCACCACCGCUACCGCCGCCCCUGCCGCCCUGCCAGGGCCAUGUUCGCUCUGGUCUUGCCCUUCUUGGCGCUCUUGGUGGCCUCGGUCGACAGUCAUCUGGGGGUUCUGGGACCCAAGAACGUCUCGCAGAAAGACGCGGAGUUUGAGCGCACCUACCUGGAUGAGGUCAACAGCGAGCUGGUCAACAUCUACACCUUCAACCAUACUGUGAUCCGCAACCGGACGGAAGGUGUACGUGUGUCUGUGAAUGUCCUGAACAAGCAGAAGGGGGCUCCAUUGCUGUUCGUGGUCCGCCAGAAGGAGGCUGUGGUGUCGUUCCAGGUGCCCCUAAUCCUGCGAGGGCUAUAUCAGCGCAAGUACCUCUACCAAAAGGUGGAACGAACGCUGUGUCAGCCCCCCACCAAGAAUGAGUCCGAGAUCCAGUUCUUCUACGUGGAUGUGUCCACCCUGUCACCAGUCAACACCACGUACCAGCUCCGUGUCAGCAGAAUGGACGACUUUGUGCUCAGGACCGGGGAGCAGUUUAGUUUCAAUACCACAGCAGCCCAGCCUCAGUACUUCAAGUAUGAGUUCCCGGAAGGAGUGGAUUCCGUGAUUGUCAAGGUGACCUCCAGCAAGGCCUUCCCCUGCUCAGUCAUCUCCAUCCAGGAUGUCCUGUGUCCUGUCUAUGACCUAGACAACAACGUAGCCUUCAUCGGCAUGUACCAGACUAUGACCAAGAAGGCAGCCAUCACUGUGCAGCGCAAAGACUUCCCCAGCAACAGCUUCUAUGUGGUGGUGGUGGUGAAGACUGAAGACCAGGCCUGUGGAGGGUCCUUGCCUUUCUACCCCUUUGUAGAAGAUGAACCGGUUGAUCAAGGGCACCGCCAGAAAACCCUGUCGGUGCUGGUAUCUCAAGCAGUCACGUCUCAGGCCUACGUUGAUGGUAUGCUCUUCUGCCUGGGCAUAUUUCUCUCCUUCUACCUGCUGACCAUCCUCCUGGCCUGUUGGGAGAACUGGAGGCAGAGGAAGAAGACCCUUCUGGUGGCCAUGGACUGUGCCUGCCCAGAAAGCGGUCACCCUCGAGUCCUGGCAGACUCCUUCCCUGGCAACCCCCCUUACGAGGGUUACAACUAUGGCUCCUUUGAUAACGGUUCUGGAUCCACCGACGCCCUGGUUGACAGUGCGGGCACGGGGGACCUCUCCUACGGUUACCAGGAACGCCCCCUUGAUCCCGUGGGCACUCGGCCGCGACUGGACUCCAUGAGCUCUGUGGAGGAGGACGACUAUGACACACUGACUGACAUUGAUUCGGACAAGAAUGUCAUUCGCACCAAGCAAUACCUCUCUGUGGCCGACCUGGCACGCAAGGACAAACGCGUUCUGCGGAAAAAGUACCAGAUCUACUUCUGGAACAUCGCCACCAUUGCUGUCUUCUAUGCGCUUCCUGUGGUGCAGCUGGUGAUCACCUACCAGACGGUGGUGAAUGUCACAGGGAAUCAGGACAUCUGCUACUACAACUUCCUCUGUGCCCACCCGCUUGGCAACCUCAGCGCUUUCAACAACAUCCUCAGCAACCUGGGGUACAUCCUGCUGGGGCUUCUCUUCCUGCUCAUCAUCCUGCAGCGGGAGAUCAACCACAACCGGGCCCUGCUGCGCAACGACCUCUACGCCCUGGAAUGUGGGAUCCCGAAACACUUCGGCCUGUUCUAUGCCAUGGGCACAGCCCUGAUGAUGGAGGGGCUGCUGAGCGCCUGCUAUCACGUCUGCCCCAACUAUACCAAUUUCCAGUUUGACACGUCGUUCAUGUACAUGAUCGCCGGCCUCUGCAUGCUGAAGCUCUACCAGAAGCGGCACCCGGACAUCAACGCCAGCGCCUACAGUGCCUACGCCUGCCUGGCCAUCGUCAUCUUCUUCUCUGUGCUGGGCGUGGUCUUCGGCAAAGGAAACACAGCAUUCUGGAUCAUCUUCUCGAUCAUUCACAUCAUUGCCACCCUGCUCCUCAGCACACAGCUCUAUUACAUGGGCCGCUGGAAGCUGGACUCUGGAAUCUGCCGUCGCAUCUUCCACGUGCUCUACACAGACUGCAUCCAGCAGUGCAGCGGGCCCCUCUACGUGGACCGCAUGGUGCUGCUGGUUAUGGGCAACAUUAUCAACUGGUCACUGGCUGCCUACGGGCUCAUCAUGCGCCCCAACGAUUUCGCCUCCUACUUGUUGGCCAUUGGCAUCUGCAACCUGCUUCUUUACUUUGCCUUCUACAUUAUUAUGAAGCUCCGGAGCGGGGAGAGGAUCAAGCUCAUUCCCCUGCUCUGCAUCAUCUGCACCUCGGUGGUCUGGGGCUUCGCACUCUUCUUCUUCUUCCAGGGGCUCAGCACCUGGCAGAAAACCCCCGCCGAGUCGCGGGAGCACAACCGAGACUGCAUCCUCCUUGACUUCUUUGACGACCAUGACAUCUGGCACUUCCUCUCCUCCAUUGCCAUGUUUGGGUCAUUCCUGGUGUUGCUGACACUGGACGACGACCUGGACACGGUGCAGCGGGACAAGAUCUAUGUCUUUUAGGGGGAGCUGGGCCCCUUGCUUUACUCACGGGGCCUUGAGUGCCUCAGCCUCACUGCCCAGAGCCUCGGUAGCUCAGGGGUGUGAGUCCCAGCCCUGCUGCCCAGUGCUGGGUGGCGGCAGGACAGCGAGGUCUAGCCCGGGCUUGGCCCAGCACAGUCAUGGGGGUGGCCUUGAGCCUCGCAGCUGCCCCCUGCCGGGGAGGAGGCCUGCUCCCCUGAAACCCCAGACGUUGGCCAAAUUGCUGCUUUCUUCUCAGUGUUUGGGCCUUCCACAAUCCCCUGUCCGUUGGCUCUCCAUUUGUCCCUCUGCAGGAGGAAGGAGGGAAGUGUUGCCCUGCGCAUCUCACGCCUUGCAUUCUGCCGGUCCUUCCCCUCCCCACCGGCCUGGGACCCAAAGCCCUUUCUGCCUCCCAUGCUCCCCCCCCCACCCCCAGGGCCCUGAUCUGGUCCCUGAGUCUCUGUCCUGCACUAGGAGCCCCACUUCUCUUUGGGCCUGUACCUGGCUGCCAUCACUGCCUACUCCUGUCAGCCACGAUGGAUGGGGGUGUAGGAUUUUGGGCUCUGGCCAGCUGGUGCCAGGCUUUUGGUGCUAAGGCCUGCGAGGGGCCCUGGCUGGCUCUUUAGCAAUGAGAGUCAGCCCACAUGUGAGAACCGCCUUUGAUCUGAGGGCUUGAGUUCAGAGGUCACUUUCCUAUCCCAUCAGCCCCCAGACUGAUGCUGGCACCAGGAUUGGAGGGAAGAAGCAACUCAUCCCUUUCCUUCCUUUUUCUUUCCAGGCUCUUACUCCUGCCAAGCCCCAGCUGGGGGCCUUUCAGUGCCAUUGACACUGCCCAGGAAUGUCCAGGGACAAAGGAGGGCGGAUACAAAGGGCCCAGCCCAUCCGACCUCCUCCAUAGCCGUGGGAGCCCCAGUGCCUAUCUUAGAAAGGGGCUCAAGAAAGGGACAUAUUUCCCUCUGUGUCUCCGGUCCCAGCCUCACUCUAGGACCCAGGGCUGGCUCUUAAGUUUCCGUCCAGUCUUCAGCCAAGUUCUGUUAGUCACACACAUGCAUACAUGUGAAACCUUGGGGAUGACACGAGGUUGCCCAGCUCUGGGCGCCCUGGCUGCUCUGGUCCCUGGCUCCCCUUUGUCCUACCUGGUUCACUCCAGCUGCCAAGGUUGGGGGAGGCCAGUCGGGCCUCGGCCUCAGGAUGGGAAUGUGUUUUAUUCUCUCCACUUUGUUUUUAUAGCUCUCCCUUGGGCUGGGAGAGGAGGUGGUUCUGGAUUUUUUUUUCAGAGCUCCGUGUAAUGUCUGUUUCCAUGCUAUGGUUGCAUUUCUGUUUACUAUGAAUGAGUCUGCAUUCAAUUAAAGAAACAACCAGACGCA
Messenger RNA from Diceros bicornis minor, 4696 nucleotides. RefSeq names its product SID1 transmembrane family member 2 (gene SIDT2). Gene Ontology annotation, cellular component: membrane. NCBI's taxonomy places the organism in Eukaryota, Metazoa, Chordata, Mammalia, Perissodactyla, Rhinocerotidae. The transcript is spliced from 26 exons. The coding region runs from base 834 to 3332 and encodes 832 amino acids. The record is from RefSeq and is a predicted model, not a curated record.